UCGACUGCCCAGAGCGAGCAACCAUGGACAUGGAGGUGAAUGGCAACUAGAGCUGCUAGUUUCUCUUCCGACGCGUUCAAACAUCACGGCAUCGUCCGAGACGGAAAACUGAAUGAUGUCUUCGAGCCGCUUCCUGAUGGCAAGAAGUUUCUCUCUGGCCUCCGCGCAGCCCGUUGCCUCACUUCAGGAAAUUGCGUCUUCUAACCCCAAAGGCGUUGCAAAAGUUGUACUGAAAAAGGGAAAGACUCAGUUGUUUAAAGAUGGCAGCCCAAUGGUAUAUAGUGGUGCUGUUGAUCGGAUCAUUGGUAGACCACCCCCAGUAACUGGAGAUGUCGUCCUGGUUGCUGAUGGGAAAGAGAAACCAAUUGGUUGGGGCUUGUACAAUUCAGUUUCAAUGUUUUGUGUUCGACUUAUGCAACUGGAAGACGAAGCCGCACGAGAUCCUUGUUCCGUGCUAGACAUGGACAGACUGCUUGAAACUAGAAUCAAUGAUGCUGUUGAGUUACGAGGGCUUCUCGGGCUUCCUUCAGCCAAGACAAAUGCUUACCGUCUUGUAAACAGUGAAGGAGAUCGGUUGUCUGGCCUCAUAGUUGAUAUUUUUGGUGAUGAAGCAGUGAUUGCUUCCUCUGCAGCUUGGGUUGAAAAGUACAAACAACAAAUAAAGGCUUGCAUAAGCAGACUUAGCAGCAUCCGUCAUAUAACCUGGAGACCAUCUAUUGAAACCCUGAAAGAGGAAGGGUUGGAUCUGUCUGAUUCAGGAGAGGGAUCUGAUUCUCCCAAAAUGGCAAAGGCUAUAGAAAAUGGCAUCUCGUAUUUAGUGUCCUUGGAGGGGCAAAAGACUGGAUUCUACGCUGAUCAGCGUGAAAAUCGCCAGUACAUAUCAUCAAUUUCUGCUGGACGGAAAGUACUUGAUAUUUGCUGCUAUACUGGUGGUUUUGCACUAAAUGCAGCGCAUGGCGGUGCUCGUAGUGUUACUGGUGUUGAUUCAUCUUCUCCUGCUUUGGACAUUGCCAGAGAUAACAUCAUUCUCAACAAUCUUGAUUCUGGAUUAAUAUCGUUUCAUCGACAAGAUGCUACACAUUUUAUGAAGAGUGCAAUCUCAAAGGGUGAUUCAUGGGAUAUAGUUAUUCUGGAUCCACCAAAAUUAGCUCCCAAUAGAAAGGUGUUGCACAGCGCAUCCGGCAUGUAUAGGAACUUAAACUCCUUGGCCAUGCAAGUAACAAGAAGAGGUGGAUUGUUAAUGACCUGCUCCUGUUCUGGUGCUAUGACCCAAAGUGGGACGUUCCUGCGCAUUCUUCAGGGUGCUGCAUCCAUGGCUAGUAGGAAGAUUACUGUAAUACGUGAAGCUGGAGCAGCCGGCGAUCAUCCUAUCGAUCCAUCUUAUCCGGAAGGUAAGUACCUCUCCAAUGUUUUAGUUAGAGUGCUAUGAAGCAAUUCAAUGUGCCAAUUUAUGACAAAAAACAGCUCAUAUUUGGGGUUUGGGGUCAUGGCCCUAAUCAUUUUGUUACUCCAAUUUUUCCUACUAGUUUCUGAAUAUCGGAAGAAGCAAGCAUUUCCCUGCAACAUAUUUGGUUAUAUUUAAAUCAAAAUUAUUUUAUAUUUGGUUUCAACAUCACACAGUAUUAGGAGAUAUUCUUCUCUGUCCAUAUUGGCUGACAUACUCUAAGUUUGAGACUAGGGCGAUUUUUUCACUUUGCACUAACAAUGACCAGCACUUCAUUUAAUGUACUUAUAAUUGUAAAUAUUAUGUCCAUCAGUAAAGAUCAUAAUAUAUGUUUAUUGAUGCGAAAAACAUGUAAUCAUAAAUAUCUUGUAAUAAAAUACAAAAAAAAAAAAAAAAAGAAAA
Messenger RNA from Andrographis paniculata, 1846 nucleotides. RefSeq lists its product as uncharacterized. The transcript has 8 exons. The record is from RefSeq and is a predicted model, not a curated record. NCBI's taxonomy places the organism in Eukaryota, Viridiplantae, Streptophyta, Magnoliopsida, Lamiales, Acanthaceae. Bases 113 to 1429 code for a protein of 438 amino acids. Gene Ontology annotation, molecular function: methyltransferase activity; RNA binding.